AUGAUUGAUAAAGCCCUAUAUCAUCAAGACUACUCUGAGAUCAAUAUCGACACCGCCGUCUCUACACUGGAGUCGACUGGAUCUCCGCCACCGAAAUUGUCCGAAAUUGUCGAAUACUUGGCCUGUGCACCACACAAGGUGGUCCUUGUUGACAACACCAGUGCCAGCAGUCUGGCAGAGGCAUACCCCGAGUUCUUGAAGAGGGGGAUUAGUGUCAUCACCCCGAACAAGAAAGCUUUCUCGGGAAGCUAUGAGCUGUGGCAGGAUAUCUUCAGCUCGGCUAAGUCUGGUGGAUCAAUGGUAUUCCACGAGUCGUCUGUCGGAGCGGGCAUGCCCAUCAUCUCGACAAUCAAGGAGCUCGUGCAAACUGGUGAUGACGUUACACGCAUCGAGGGCGUCUUCAGCGGAACCAUGUCUUUUCUCUUCAACUCAUUCGCUCCGACUUCCGGCUCUGGUGGGAAAUGGUCGGACAAUGUGAAGAAGGCGAAGGAAUUGGGCUUCACUGAACCUGAUCCCCGCGAUGAUCUGAAUGGGCUCGACGUCGCGCGGAAGUUGACAAUCCUUGGUCGACUGGCUGGUCUUCCCAUUGAAUCUCCAUCUUCAUUCCCAGUGCAGAGUUUGAUUCCGGAUGAGCUUAAGGAUGUUGCCAACGGCGAUGAAUUCCUCAGCAAGCUUCAUGACUAUGACAAUCAAAUGGAGGCACAGAAAAUCGCAGCGCAGAAGGAAGGAAAGGUUAUCCGAUUUGUCGGUAGCAUUGAAAUGGCUACAAAGGAGGUAAAGGUGGGACUUGAGCGGUUUGAUCCGAUGCAUCCCAUUGCCACGUUGAAGGGCAGUGACAACAUAAUCAGCUUCUACACCAAGAGGUACGGUGAUAUGCCGCUCACAAUUCGUGGUGCUGGUGCUGGUGGCGAUGUCACUGCAAUGGGUGUGACGGGCGACCUGCUUAAGGUUCUCGCUCAGUUGAGGUAG
Messenger RNA from Penicillium atrosanguineum, 969 nucleotides. RefSeq lists its product as uncharacterized. Gene Ontology annotation, molecular function: NADP binding; aspartate kinase activity; homoserine dehydrogenase activity. The coding region runs from base 1 to 969 and encodes 322 amino acids. The transcript has a single exon. Gene Ontology annotation, biological process: aspartate family amino acid biosynthetic process; L-homoserine biosynthetic process. Lineage: Eukaryota; Fungi; Ascomycota; Eurotiomycetes; Eurotiales; Aspergillaceae. The record is from RefSeq and is a predicted model, not a curated record.